This is a messenger RNA of Menidia menidia (Atlantic silverside), 6760 nucleotides long. The record is from the annotation of a GenBank genome assembly. Lineage: Eukaryota; Metazoa; Chordata; Actinopteri; Atheriniformes; Atherinopsidae.
CAAAAGAAAAAAUAAUCCAAAAAAAAAUUACAUGUAUUUCUCCAUGGAAACAACAUCUGGGAGUGAGUCAGAGGCCAUCCUGAGAGUUAGCUCCACCUCAGCUUGGGUUACUUUUUUGGUGACUCCCCGUGGGGGAGUGAGCGGAGCGGAGUGGGUGGGUGGAGCGCGCAUGCGCACUGCGCGCCAUUCCCGACCAGUGCGGCAGGAAGAGCGCAGAGGAGACGCCGCGGAUGAGAAGACACUUUAGAAAACGGGGGAAAAAGGAGAACAUGGAUACUAACGGCUGCCGUGGCUCGUCUGUAGGAAUUUCUUCCGCCUGGGGCCUGUAGCUCCCCCCCCCCAAACCGAGAGAGCCGCUUCCGUUAUGUGUGGCGCAUCCUGAGGGGAAUGAUUUCAAGGAAUGGGGGAAAACCUUCCGAAAUCCUGCGCCGUGCUGUCAGGGGUUUGAGGCAUCAAAACUGAGGAUGGUGCUCAUGUAAUCAAGAGGGGGGAGUUGGCAGGAGAGGGUGGGGGGGUUGUCCUCUGCCACCACACUCCAACAUCAGCCGAGCUCAAAGUUUUUUUUAUUCCCUCCACCAUCAAUUUCCAGCAGAAGGGAGGAAUUUUUUUUUUUUUUUUUUUGCUGCAUUGAAUUCCUCCAGACGGGAUGUCAGAGGCGUUCAGGAGGAGCUCCUCCGGCUGAGGGAGCCUCCAGAAGCGGCAGAAAAAGCGGCUGGACCAGACGCAGAGAGACGAUGGGAGAUGCGGCAGACGACAGAGGGAUGAGACGCACCUUCAUCGUCCCCGCCAUCAGGAGCUUCGACCACUACGACUUCACCAGGGCCAAGAUAUCCUGCAGCCUGACGUGGCUGGUGGCCAAAGCUUUCGGCUCUGAUGAGAUACCAGAGGAGCUGGCUGAGCCCUUCUACAGGGACCAGUACAACCAGGAGCACCUGAAGCCUCCGGUGGCCUGCCUGCUCCAGUCGGCCGAGCUCUACUGCCGGGCGGGCAGCCUGAUCCUCCGCAGCGAUGCCGUCAAACCGCUGCUGGGACACAACGCUGUCAUUCAGGCCCUGGCCCAGAAAGGCCUGUAUGUCACCGACCAGGACAGACUGGUCACAGAGAGAGAUCUGACCAGCACGCCCAUACACAUGGGUUCCCAUUUGGCCUUUAUCGACACCCUGAUGAUGGCGUACACGGUGGAGAUGGUGAGCGUGGAGAGGGUGAUGUCCCGCAUCAACAAGUACUCAUCCCCUGAGCCCCUGCAUAGCGACGGACUAGUCCAGGAGCUGCCAUACGACACAGAGGAUGCAAUCAUCACCUGGAUCAACAAGGUGAACGAACACCUGCGGGACAUCCUCGUGGAGGAGCAGAAGUUACGAGAGGCUUCCCUCCAAGACUCAAACACUGCAACGCAUAAAGCCCGCUACAGGAGGGAGCACGCCCAGAGGAGCGCUCCGUCCCUCCCCCUGGUGGAGAACCUGCUGAAAGACAACACGGACGGCUGUGCCCUCACCGCCCUGCUGCACUUCUACUGCCCGCAGGCCGUCAGGCUGGAGGACAUCUGUCUCAAGGAAACCAUGUCCCUGGCUGACAGUCUGUACAACCUCCAGCUGGUGCAGGACUUCUGCAGAAACAAUCUCAACCACUGCUGCCACUUCAGCCUGGAGGACUUGCUUUACGCGCACGCCUCGAUAAAGAGUAACUAUCUGGUGUUUAUGGCUGAGCUUUUCUGGUGGUUUGAAGUGGUUAAACCGUCAUUCGUACAGCCCAGAGUCUUCGAUCCAGACGCAGCCUGUGAGCCGGUAUCAUCCUGCAGAGAAAUGCCCCCCGUGGCCAGUCCUGUCAAACAAAGCUAUGCAGACAAACCCUCCAGUCCGGAAAACGUCUUUGCAGAAGGUGGUAUAAAGAGAUCUACCUCCAUGUCCUAUGUUGAUGGCUGUGUUGGGACAUGGCCCAAAGAAAAACACCCUUCCUCUGGUGGAAUCUCCUUUGAGAUUCCCCUGGACGGAGACCCGACGUUGCCUCCCUGUGAGGCUCCUCCACUCCGUGGCAUGACUCGCUCAGCCAGCAGUGACGGUCUGGGGUUCAAAGUUCACUAUGCAUCUCGAGGAGCCAUAAAACGCAACCCCUCCCUCACACCGGUCAGUGUGAACGGUCAGAACCGACACAUACCGGAGGAGGAGGAGGACUUCACUUCCCAAAAGCCAUUAGGACGGAACAACACCUUUUCAUUGAAGAACCAAAGCAGGUAUUCCAACGGAGUCCUACCUGACAGCAGCAGCCCCAGUACAAACCCUAGCAACCAAACGGGUCACAUAAGCCCUUCGACGCCCCCGAGCAUCGAGGAGGCCCUCAAGAUUAUCCACGACUCAGAGCGGCCCCAUGCCAGCCUGGGAGUCGGAGACGGGGACAGCAGCUUCUUCCUCCACGGCGCCGAGCCUCCGGAACCCCCGAGGGCCCCGGGUCCAGGACACGACCCGGGUCCAGGAGACGACCCGGGUCCAGCCAAGGCGCGGCCGAAUGACCGCGAGCCCAACUCUGCGUCCACCGACGAAGUGGACACGGGCAUCCACGUGCGGACGGAGGACAUUCAGAGUCUGGAUGAGGACUCCUCGUCCCUGAAGGACUACUCGGACAUAGACCCGGACUGCGAGGCCACGACCCGCUCGUGCCCCCUGCCCGCCAGGCCCGAGAAGGAGAAGGGGGGGGAGGGAGAACAGAAGGGGGGUGGCGAAGCCCCUCUGGAGGAGGAGAGGGGCGACGGAGGGGAGCGCGGCAGUCCCUGCCCCAGCUCGGCGCCCACCAUUCCCAGAUCCCACACGGUCAGCCCCGUCUCGUCCUCGGGGGGCUCUGCGGGCGGCCUGGUGCGGAUGACCAGCUUCGCCGAGCAGAAGUUCAGGAAGCUGGAGGGAAGAAGCAGCGGGGGAACCACUCCAGACAGCUCUGAUCUGAACGUGCCGUAUACCCACCCGGCCAGAACCCCCUCUUCUCAGUUCUCAACACCUCCCCUGCCCAUCACCUCGCCCUCUCCGGUGACGCCUUCUCCCAGAGACCCCUCCCACAUCAUCGCAACAGAGAUGAUUCAGCUGAGGAUGAAGCUCGAAGAGAAACGCAGAGCCAUUGAAGCCCAAAAGAAAAAGGUGGAGGCGGCUUUCACCCGGCAUCGUCAGAAAAUGGGCAGGACGGCCUUUCUGAAUAUAGUGAAAAGGAAAGGCGUGACAACCCCCCCAAACUCAGGAGGAGCAGAAACGCCUUCACCGGAGCCAGUCACCUCAAAGGGGGGCAGCCUGGGCAGUGUGGCGCAGACAGAGCGGUGCAAACCGGACGGAGCGGCUCCCAAAUCCCCCUGUGAAGACGGUGGCGCUGUGACCCCAGGAGAAGUGGACCUUGUGGAGUACACGCGCUCCAUCGAGAGGCUGAACACGUCACUGGGCUUCCUGCAGACAGAGAUGCAGCGUUUGUCCCAGCAGCAGGAGAAGAUCAUGGCCAUGAGAGAGCAGCAGCAGCAGCAGGCCUGGGUCAUACCCGCUCCCGCUCCCUCCCCGCACAGGCAGCUCCGUGAGCUGCGCAGCAGCAGCGUGACCGGCCGGGGAUCGGGCCGGGGCUCAGUGGGGUCCCUGUCCCCCAUCCUGUCUUCCUCCGGCUCCCCCCGCGCCCCGAACCGUUCCCCUGCCGGCAUCAAGCGGAGACCGGCUUCCUUCCACGCCAGAACAACCCGGACUCCGCGUCCAAACGACUUAAAGGUCACCCCCUUCAGCCGGAUGCUCAACACCCCCACCUCGGUGGACAGCAUACCCCGACUGAGGCGCUUCAACUCCAGCCAAACACAGCUCUGCUCUUUCCCAUACCUGGGGCACAACGAGAACCCCGGGGAAAAAAAGAGCCAAGACACCGAUGAUCACAAAGACAACCCCAAGAACAAAGAGGGGACGGCCGUUGGGGGAAGCGGCGAGGAAGCAGCGGAAGAGAAGGAAGAGCAGCGGCAGCAGGGGAGGGCCGGGCCGAGGAGAGAGCUCCAAGAGCCGUGGUUCACCGAGAUUCUGCGUCAGCCCGUGUCGGAGAAACAGGGGGCCGCAGCCAGCCGGGUUCAGGCGGAGCCCCAGGACAGGAAGGACCUGGUGGAGGUGCCUCUGUCCGAGCUGAAGCCUCCAGACGGCCAACGCCAGAAAACGCAAGGAGACGCAGGAGGAGAGAAUUAUGGAGAAGACCAAAAGAUGUGCUGUGGCUUCUUCUUCAAGGAUGACGUAAAAGGUGAAGAGGACAUGGCGGCAAAGAAAGCAGCUCUGCUGGAGAAAAGACUUCAGAGGGAAAAGGAGGCUCAGGAGAGGAAGCAGCAGCAGGAGCUGGACCAGGAGCAAAAGAGGGAAGCUGCUCGGUUAAAAGCCGAGGAGGAGCAGCUGAAGAAGGACGACGAGAAAGCGAGGAGGGACUACAUCAAGAACGAAUACAUGAGGAGAAAGCAGCUCAAGCUGAUGGAGGACAUGGACGAGGUCAUCAAGCCUCGAUCCGGAAGCCUGAAGAAGAAGCCACGGCCCAAGUCCAUCCACAGGGACGUCAUGGAGUCCGCCACCCCCCCUGUGAGAGCUACAGGGGUGCGUCCUCGAGGCUUCUCCGUGUCCAGUGUCUCCUUGGCCUCCCUCAAUCUGGCUGACAACGACAGAGACCAGCCGGACAACCGGAAGAAUAACAGGCCCGAUUCUGCCGGGGGGUUUUCCUCUUGUCCUUCGGCCGGUAGUCGGAAUGGAGAGAAGGAUUGGGAAAACGAGUCGACCACCUCCUCCAACCCCUCCAACAACGAGUACACAGGACCCAAGCUAUAUAAGGAGCCUAGUGCCAAGUCCAACAAGCAUAUCAUCCAGAACGCCCUGGCUCACUGCUGCCUGGCCGGAAAAGUCAACGAGGGGCAGAAAAACAAGAUACUUGAUGAAAUGGAGAAAUCAGAAGCCAAUAACUUCCUGGUGUUGUUCCGGGAUUCGGGAUGCCAGUUCAGGUCCGUCUACACCUACUGCCCCGAGACGGAGGAGAUCGCCAGGCUGGCUGGCAUCGGGCCCAAAACCAUCACCACCAAGAUGAUCGAGUCGCUCUACAAGUAUAACUCCGACAGAAAGCAGUUCAGCAAGAUCCCGGCCAAAACCAUGUCCGCUAGCGUGGACGCCAUCACCAUCGCCAGCCAUCUGUGGCAGACCAAGAAGCAAGGGACGCCCAAGAAACACCCAAAGUAACUCCAGAUGCUGGGCCAACAUCUGCACACGCUCCGCUUGGGACAGAGGACAGAGGAGCUGGUGGCUCGUGCUUUUAAUUCGAGGAACACGCGCUCUCACUGUGGAUCGCAACUGGGAUGUGACACUGCGGUGCGGCAGGAGUGUGUCAUUGUACGCAUGUGUUUCGAUGUUCUCAUGUGCCAAAUAUAGAAAAAAAAAACAGAAGAUAAUAACAGGCGAACCAAUGCCUUACCUAGUUGAACCACUGAAGCACUGAAUGUCACGCCUCUCCGAGGCAGUUUGGUUUCUCCAAGUCGAUCAUGUGUGGCCUUAUGCUUGUUUUGUGUCCUACAGACGCGCCAUGAGUGUUCGUGUCAUUUUGUCCGGUUAAGAAAAAGAGGAUCUCUCUUGUUUUGUGCACACGCAGGUUCGGGGGCCAGAUUACGCCCCUCCACAGUCACUGAAUGGUGGCCCGUCUGUGAUGAGAAGCAGCAUUUGCGAUGAGAGUUUUGCUUUUGUGCUUUCUAUCUUGCUUUUAAAUUUUGUAACUGGCGAGCUUGUAAACGAGUCCAAUUUGUGUAUGUGUACAGUUAAGUGCCAAGCAGAGAGUGGGGCAUACCUCAGCUGGUGAUUGCAGUUAUAUUGUUGCCAUUUUUGGAGUCCCGUCAAAUGAUUCUGAGAAGCACCUGGGGUGGACUCCUAAUUUAUUUCAUUUUGAUAAUGCUUUGAAGAUAUUUUAAAAAGCGUCUGUCACGUCAUUCAGAGAACUGUAACACAGUACGUAUAUAAGUUGAAUUAGUUUGUAUAUAAUAGCAGUUCCAUUCAAAAUGAACAAGUCAGCUUGUAGUAGCGUUUCAGUAGCUUUUAUAAUUUAUCAUGUAUGUGUACAAGUAUGUUUUUUGGGGCCUUUUAUUAUGCUACCGAUGCAAAGAGUGUGAUCUGUCAGCAGUAUCAGAGAUAACACUUUAAUGAGACGUAGAAUAGAUGGAAAUCCUUCACUGUGUCAUCAGUUUGUGCAAUUUAAGUCAUCUUAAUAGUCACCAUUGACCAUGCUGCUGAUAGAAUAUUCAAAAUGUCACUUAAAUGUGGUUACUGCCAUAACUAUUGGAUCCAGAUCUCUCUCAAACUCGUCCACAAUUGUAAAUAAAAUGAUUAAUUCACUAGGAUAGCAUUUCAGGUCCCCUUUCACAUUGUCAUCCUUUUUACUUUACUUUGACCCUACUGUUGUGUUUUUUUUUAAUCGUGCGUUGUCUCAGUGUGCGUUGACACUGUACAGAUAUAUUUUUGGCAUAUAAAAAUAUUUUUUGUAAUGACAUUUACCAGUUGGAAGAGUGUACUUAAGAAGCACUACACUUGUUUGAGGAUGUGUGUUGACUGCAAAGUAUGUUCGAGCUAUUUAAAGUCUUCUUGAGGCUUUACUGUUGUGACGUUGUAUGAGAUCAAGUAAGGAUACUGAGAUUAUUUCUCCCAAUUCCUUUUUUUUUUAUUAACAAUGUAUGCUGAGUUGUUCAUGGACUUUUGUUGCGACUUUAUUUGUUUAAGCUUAUUAAAAUUUCAACUAUCAACAACACUCUAGA